ACAACCUCACACUAAGACAACCACAGCAAAAAGACACAAGGAAGGGGAAGAACAGAGCGUGCCUUGUACGUGGUACAGUGAAGCACAAGCCAUCCAGCAUCAAGUAUGACAGAACAGCAGGGAAAUCCAGAUCAGCUGCCUGCAGAUAAAGGCCAGGGAGGCGCCGGAGCCAUAUACAAGUUGGUGGUUUUUGAGUUUGAAAACUUUCGUGGAAAGCAGCUGGAGUUGUCUGGUGAGUGCAAAGACAUGCGGGAGAAGACAGAGAGAGUUGGCUCAGUCAUUGUGGAGUUGGGACCUUGGGUGGGAUUUGAGCGUCCAGGUUUUGCAGGAGAGCAGUUUGUGCUGGAGAAAGGAGAGUAUCCCCGCUGGAGCACUUGGACCAAUGACCAGAACAUCUACAGUCUGAGCUCCUUCAGGCCACUAAAGUGGUCAGACAGUGCAGAGCAUAAGAUCCAUCUGUUUGAGGACACAGGCUACGAAGGCAGGAAGAUGGAGAUUGUUGAUGAUGAUGUCCCCAGUCUGUGGGUUCAUGGUUUUCAAGACCAUGUGGCUAGUGUGAAAGCUGUCAAUGGAACGUGGGUGGGAUACAUGUAUCCAGGCUACAGAGGGCGCCAGUAUGUGUUUGAGCAUGGAGAGUUCAAACACUGGAAUGAUUGGGGAGCCACUGCACCUCAGAUCCAGUCCGUCCGACGUGUGCGGGACAUGCAGUGGCACAAAAGGGGGUGCUUCACUGUCCCUGUCCCUGCCCCUGACCCUGCUCCUGCUCCUAAACCUAAUCCCAGCCCCAAGUCUCAACCCAAACCCAAACCAUAACGCAACACCUCCAGCUCCACCUACAGCAAGAGGAUCAGAUAG
Thalassophryne amazonica is the source of this 855-nucleotide messenger RNA. It is a transcript of the gene crybb3, whose product is annotated as crystallin, beta B3. Lineage: Eukaryota; Metazoa; Chordata; Actinopteri; Batrachoidiformes; Batrachoididae. The record is from RefSeq and is a predicted model, not a curated record. Gene Ontology annotation, molecular function: structural constituent of eye lens. Gene Ontology annotation, biological process: visual perception; lens development in camera-type eye. The transcript is spliced from 6 exons.